Molecule: messenger RNA, 4344 nt
Organism: Exaiptasia diaphana
Lineage: Eukaryota; Metazoa; Cnidaria; Anthozoa; Actiniaria; Aiptasiidae
Product: AP-3 complex subunit delta-1
Biological process (GO): protein targeting to vacuole; Golgi to vacuole transport
Cellular component (GO): endosome membrane; AP-3 adaptor complex; membrane coat
Source: RefSeq, a predicted model, not a curated record
AAAUGCUGGGUUAUGACAUCAGUUGGGCAGCAUUCAACAUUAUUGAAGUAAUGAGCAGCUCUAAGUUUACGUAUAAACGUAUUGGUUAUCUUGCUGCAUCCCAGUCAUUUCAUGAAGGACUUGAUAUCCUCAUGUUAACAACCAACAUGAUAAGAAAGGAUCUAUGUAGUAUGAACCUCUACGAUGCAGGCAUAGCUUUGUCUGGUUUUUCUUGCUUCGUGUCRCCAGACUUGGCCAGAGAUCUUGCUAAUGAUGUCAUGAGCUUGCUUGUUUCAACCAAGCCUUACAUYAGAAAAAGAGCUGUGCUUCUCAUGUACAAGAUAUUUCUCAAGUUUCCUGAAGCACUAAGGCCUGCUUUCCCUCGGCUGAGAGAGAAACUAGAAGACUCAGAUCCAGUACCUCUGCAAUGUCUCUACUUUAUGAAUGCGUGAACACUGUGAUUGCAGGACUCCCAAACCAUCAGGCUUCUAUACAGCUGUGUGUUUCCAAGCUAAGAAUUCUACUUGAGGAUCCUGAUCAGAACUUGAAAUAUCUUGCACUGCUGUCAAUGUCCAGCAUAUUAAAGACACAUCCCAAGAUAGUACAGCAACACAAGGAUAUCAUUAUUCAAUGUUUGGAUGACAAGGAUGAGUCUAUUCGGUUAAGAGCAUUAGACCUAAUAGUAGGCAUGAUUUCUAAGAAAAAYAUAAUUGAAAUUGUCAAGAAACUCAUGAUCCACAUUGACAAGACAAGCAGCCAGAGUUACCGUGAUGAGUUGCUUUCAAAGAUCAUUCUGAUUUGUAGUCAGUCUGAUUACCACUAUGUCACCAACUUUGAGUGUCUGCACUGCUUGAUAACAACAGCCUCCUUGGUAGUAAUGUACAGAAGAAUGGUAUGUGUGAAGUUCUGUAUGCUGCUGCUUGGCUAUCUGGUGAAUUUUGCAUACAUCUUCCUGAUGUGGGAAUGACUAUGGAAUCAAUGUUGCGUACCAAGGCAACGUCAUUACCUGGUCAUAUACAGGCAGUAUAUGUGCAAAGUAUUGCAAAACUUUACUCGCAUAUGUUGAAAAAGAUGGAAGAUGAUGCAGAGGAKAAUGACUUGACGGCAGCCAUAGAGUUUGGACAAAAACUGGUAGAUAACCUUCCAAUGUUUGUACAGAGUGCUGAUCUAGAAGUACAGGAAAGGGCCAGUUGUUUCCUGCAGAUGAUUAAGUAUGUACUCAAACUACAAGCAAAAGGAGUCAAAUGUGGAGAUGAAGUGUGUAUGUUGUUUGUGGGUGAGCUAAAUCCUGUGGCUGCCAAAGCACAAAAGAAAGUCCCUGUCCCUGAAGGGUUGGAUCUGGAUAAAUGGAUUAAUGAACCACCAGAAGAGAGUUCUCCAGAAGAGGACAAUGAUGAAGACAUGUUUGCUGGCAUAAAUGACACCAAAACUUUCUAUGGUCAAAAAGAGACUCCAGAACCUGAUGAAGAAGAACUUGAAAAGAGAAGAGAACAGCGCAAGGCAGAGCGUAGCUCCAAUCCACACUAUCUUCGCUUUGAUGCGCCAUCAAAGCAAAAACCAACCACUAAUGUUGAUGACAUCCCUGUUGCAAACCUUGACCUGCCGGUAUCACUGAAAAUCUCAGGAAGCUGAAGAAGUGCGUCCUGCUGAUGACCCACACAGACUCCUAAACAUUGACAUUGACAAGCCGUUAGAGAGUGGUGAAGUGCUUCCAGUAAGAACACACAGAGUAGUCAGUCCGAUUGCUGAACAUGCAGACGAACAGGAAUCUGACAAGAGAUUGCAGAGGAGCCAGAUCUCAUGAUGAAUGGUGAUGACGCAGACGACAUUCAACCAGCUGAUGACAAUAUAGAGGAAAUAACAGAUGACAAACCAGAGUUUACUCCUGCACCAGAACCAGACACUGAAAAGAUUGAUGACAUGGACUUCUGGCUGUCAGGCAGCAGUGAAUCAGCCCCAGCAGUAAAGGUUGAGGAACCAAUGGAAGUGCCUUCUGCCAGCCCAGAAAGUACAAAAACUACAAGACACCGUGAUAGGAAAUCAUCUGAGAGCAAAGAACAUAAGAAAAAGAAAGACAAAAAGGAUAAGAAAAAAGGCAAAAAGCAUAAAUCAGACAAUGCAGUAGYGGUAGAAGCACAGCCUGAACCCAGCAUUGACAUCAACCAGGAUGAGACAAUAGAAAACAAAGAUGUACAGUYCRCUCCACAGCCUGUGUUUUCAACUUACAAAGUUCUUGCUGAAAACAGCUCUUUAAAGCUGACAUAUGAAACAAGAGUAACAGCUCAAAAUAGAAGCCAGUUGGUUGUAUCAAUAGUCUUUAGCAAUCAUACAAAUUUUCAUAUCAAGUCACUGGAGUUUAAUGUACUAGAUUCUUUGAAUACAAAGCUUAUCAGACCUAUUGGUUAUUCAUCUCGUGAUAGUGUUCCUGUACUGUUUCAGUUAUUACCAGGGUCAUCUAAUGAAGGACAGUUUGCAUUUACAGUAGAAAGUAUAAAUAUGCAGCAAAAACUACGAGGGACGCUUACAUAUAUGAUUACGAGAAAAGUCAUUGUCGUUGUUGUUAUUUGUAACUCAACUAUGUUUCUUUAUAGUGUGGAUUUUUCUAAUUUGCUUGCAAGUGGGAAACUGGAAAACAAGAAUUCUGUUAAAUUUUCUGCACCUGAUGGAGUAGAAUUUGCUACAUUCAUUGCCAAGAUAUGCUGUCUUCUACACUUUUCAGUUGUUGAGCAAGUUGAUAAUGGAGCAUCRUUGUACUCAAGAUCUAUCCAGUCACAUGACCUGUGUCUAUUGGUCAAAUCUAUCAAUGGUACUACUAUAUCAAUUGAUGGUAAAUGCACAGACAGUUCUCUUCUCUUCAAUGUCCUCAAGGAAGCAGAAGGUCUUGAUGCCAGCUAGCUACACACAAUGAUMAUAAUUAUAUGGGAACAUUGAAUAGGAAACAAAAGAACUGAAAACAAUAGUUGUAUUUGUGAAAGGAUUAUAGGAUGAAUCAAUACAAUCAGUAGUCACAGUCUGCUUCCUCUGAAACAACCUAAAUUUUGCUUUAAUACUACUAAAGUUUCCUGUGCGUAUACAACAAUCUGCCCCUGGACAGUUUAUAAGCUAACAGAAUAGCUAGAGCAGUGCUUUCAGAUGUCUCGGUACCUUAAUUGGUAUUAAUUCUUAGUGAAUAGUUUAGUAGAUUAUUUGGACUCUAUGAAAACAGCAGCACGCUCAUGCUCUAUUCAGCUCUAUAUUCAUUUUAUCCUUUGGUUGAAGUUCAUGUAAAUGUACACCAUUUCACUCACAUUUAACACAGCAAUUUGGUACAACAUGGCUAGUGAAUACAACUUUAUAAGACAUUCCACACUUAAACACACUUCCACACUUAUUGUAUUGUAUUGUAUUGUAAACUUGAUAAUACUUUUGAGUUUUUGGAUCAAUGAAUCCUGUACAACAUUUGAUCUAAAAUAUUUGGGUCAAUAGUCAUUUAGGACAUUAUUCAAGGGUUUAAAUUUCCCAAUAAUUACAGUCAUUGAAUUGUUCAGUCCACAUUUCAUUGGUUUCUAUGAUUAUAGUACAGGUAUUCACAUAUCAGGAAUGAAUGUAGAUUAUUAUAUACAAAUAGGGCAGAUUGAAUUUUACAGAAUUUUCAUAUUUUCAAGGUUUUAAUCAGUUGACCGAAAGAAGCUUUAAUAGGGGUCAAGACAACAACAGGAAAAUGCUUUGCAUGCUGAAUAUUAUAAUAAUUGUGGCAAAACUGCUAAAUUUAAUGUGCCUAUCUUUAAAUAUUAUUUGUAAGUGAAAUUUCRACGUUUUAAUGUGAUAAUCUUUGGUUAAUGUGAAGGAAAUUCUGUUCAGUGGUAGCUAAAGUGAAAGUAGAGUACAAACGCUGAUAGUUGGACAGUGAUUUUCCAGUGAUGAUUGAAAGAGUACUAGGCUUCACACUCCUUGUUUUCAUUGCAAAAUCUGUCAUCUAGAACAACAUAGUCCUUUCCUUUUCACAAUUGAUGGGAAAAUCACUAUUUAUUUCUAAUUAAAGCAAAAUAGACAAAUUAUAGAAAACAAUCGAMGAGAAUAGAGUGAAGUUAUUAAACCUGUGAUAGUCAAAUUGAUCCACAAAGAAAACAAUACAAUUGCAGUAUGCUAAUUCAUGUAAUAUAUCUAUUUCCCAGGUUUUUUAACUCCACUCUAAUGUAUUAUUUAGUUGUAUAAUGCAAUGUUUGUUCUCUGUUAACUGCUGCUAGUAUGUAUUGUGUUAUCAUGGUUGUGUAGCCAAUCAUCAGUGGUGUAAUUUGAAAGAUUUCUUGUUUUGGGGAUAUAUGACAGUGAUUUAUUAUUAGGACUUUAAAAAUAAUUUUCAAAAUAAACAUUAAAUAUAAGGAA